Molecule: messenger RNA, 1346 nt
Organism: Pogonomyrmex barbatus (red harvester ant)
Lineage: Eukaryota; Metazoa; Arthropoda; Insecta; Hymenoptera; Formicidae
Product: ubiquitin carboxyl-terminal hydrolase 34-like
Source: RefSeq, a predicted model, not a curated record
AUGGAGGAACGCGAGAAAGAACCCGAAGAAGGCGAAGAGGAAAUUAGAGAAACACCGCUUGAAGCGAACAAUGAAGAGCUGCAGCAUAGAGGAGGGCUUCCACCUCAGGAAAAUUUGGAGGAGGGAGAGGUUGAAGAGGAGCAGCAGGAAAUAGACGAAGAAAAGGAGGAGGAGGAGCAGGAAGAGGAGGAGGAAGAGAUGACGGGAGAAGAACAAGUGGAAGAGGAGGGAGAGGAGGAGGAAAGGGAACAAGCACGUAUUGGCGAGGUCAGAAAUUUUAAUCAUUUGCUAUUAAUCGGGGAAAAUUCGUGCCGCUUUAGAAAUUUUGCGAUAUUAGGAAGAGAGGCGAUAUUCCGUUUGCGUCCGCUGCCCGAAGGAGUCGAAGUUUAUAACUGGUUUAAAAACGCAUUCACUGAAAUUCAUGCUUACGCAUUGCAUACCUCCGAACUGCAUGAUUACGUGGGAUUUACAUUCGAUUCGGCGGAUUUAACGCACGGCUCGGCGGAAUUAUCGUUUCGGCCGGCAUGCGACUUAACUCGCGAGGACAUUUGGCGCCUUGUGAGUUCAGUAGCGCAAAGCGCCGGAGGUCUCGAUAUCGCACGGGAUUUUAACGUACGCGUUUUCAAUGUCGCGAUACCCAGAGAUCGCGGGUGUGUUUCGAAUAAACUUACUCGGGAAGACGUUGUGAAACGUUCGAUUUUAACAAUCUCCAAUUCGGAUAAUUUAUGUUUUCCCCCCGCUCUCUGGUGUCCGCGCAAAUUUAUCACGAACGCGGUACGUCGCGGAGGAACUUCACGAGCGGAAUGUGGUAAGACAUCAGAAUUCCUCAUUACAACGCGAACUCGCAUUGGAUUUGAUGAGAAGGGCUGGCGUCACCAUUUCGCCGGAGGGUUGCGGGAUUCGGGAAAUAGAAUGUUUCCAACGCUUUCUCGCCGCAUCCGAUAUCGCCAUUAUUGUUUAUAAUUUUGCUACUUUCGGGCGCGAUGAGAGAUCUUUAUUCGAUGGAAUCGCGGUACUCGCCUCUUUAGAACGUGAGCCUUUGUAUCGAAUAAAUAUUAUAUAUUAUGAGCAACAACAACAUUAUAGUCCUAUUUUAAAUUUAAAAGCAGCCUCGGGAAGUAGAGGGGUUAUCGUAUACCGUGUAAUAUCGGUUAUCGAGAAGAAAGGAAUCACCGCUGUUCAAACAAAUGUUCUCGUUGUAACAAAGCACCGCCGUGCGAGCAACGUGAAAUCGUAGAACCUAUUAGGUGUGAGACUUGCAAACGAUCAUUCUUAGGAAACGCAUGUUUCGAACAUCAUCGGACGACAAAGUCAUACGACGGAAACACCGGCGAGCGUCUGCAAUA